AUGCAUUGUCAAACAACAAUCAAGUGCCUCGUUUUCCUUGUAUUUUUACCUGGAAUAUUUGCCUUUUUUUGGGAAAAGGAAUAUAAACAGAGACCGGAGAGACAAACAUAUACCAUUUUGCAAGAUUUACUGAAAGAAUCAAGGUCCAGGCAUUUGUAUCCAGAACAAGCUCAAUAUAUCACCACAGUCAAAAGAGGGGACAGAUACAGCAUUAACGAUCUCAUCGCUUACCUUAAAGGCAUGGUCGGAAGUGACGAAAUAUACCACACCGGAAAAUCGACAUAUGUUCGUUGGGGAGCAGGGGGCUAGAAGCCAGAGAAAGUAUAUAUCAAUGGCAAAAUAUUUAUCACCUGCAAAUACACGUAAUAGAAAUAUACUAAUUCCGCAUCAGUUAGGUUAUAUGGUCUCCAAUUAUAUCUAGAAAAUAAAUACGACAGAGAAAUGUGCUUUAAAAGUUCAUGAUGGAUUGAAAUGAUAAGCUAUAUUUCAGAAAAUUUAAUUACAGCUAGUGCUUUAGUUCCUAAAAAGUUGAA
Molecule: messenger RNA, 533 nt
Organism: Saccostrea echinata
Lineage: Eukaryota; Metazoa; Mollusca; Bivalvia; Ostreida; Ostreidae
Exons: 3
Coding region: 1-309 (102 amino acids)
Source: RefSeq, a predicted model, not a curated record